Molecule: messenger RNA, 1228 nt
Organism: Didymella exigua CBS 183.55
Lineage: Eukaryota; Fungi; Ascomycota; Dothideomycetes; Pleosporales; Didymellaceae
Exons: 1
Coding region: 26-967 (313 amino acids)
Source: RefSeq, a predicted model, not a curated record
AUCGAUUAUUCCAGCCUCAUGAACCAUGGCCCUCUCAACUGUCCUCACUUCAACCACACUCAGUGCGCUACUGCUAGCACUGGCAUCCAACAUUGUAACGUCUACUGCUGCUCCGACUCCCAACGUCUUCACGGACAUCCUCCUACCAACACCAAACGUCACCGGCGGGCCUGCUGGUGAGAUCCAAUGCUAUGCGCUCCCGUACGGCGCAGUCGGCGUCAUAUCCCAUCUUCUUACCUAUUGGACCUUUGCGUGGAUAGCCGUCGGCAAGGUGCCUCUCUGGCCUGGGAAUGACCUUGACACAUGGGCAUUUGACUUGUUCUUAUCUAUUGCUUCACUGUGCACAUGCAUACCGACCGCCACGAUAACCAUAUACCGAUGUCGUCUCAGCUGGCAUUUCGUUUUGAUCAGUGUCUGGAAACUCGUCACCUCAGUAUCGAUGGCGUGCAUUGCUAUCCACCGUUGCAUUCUCGUCCGCAGAGAACCCUCCAGAUCCAGUCACAGGGGUCCAGGAGCCCCGUUCACGCGGGGACAGUCCACGAAGACUAAGAGCCUCGAACCCCUAGGAUGGCUCGUCCUUUUCAUAGCGGGAACGAUUGUUGGUAUGUUUGGGCUUUGCUCGUUGCUCUGGACCAGCUUUCGCCAGGACACGACCGUGAGGACCUUGUCCUACGGCUUCGCCGCUCCUGUUAUCCUGCUUCCCAUUUGUGUCGGUAUCUACUGGUACUUACACUCAGCCACUGAAGAUAAAACAGGCGGGCUGAAAGGCUUGGUCUUGGCCACAGCAAACACAUUCAAAGGCGCUUCAGUGGCUUUCAUUGCGGUCUUUGGUUUCUUCUCGACUCUUUACGCUGACCUGGUUCUUGGAGCCAUUGCGGACAAUCCGCUCGGUCUGCCGAGCGCGGAUUUCGCGCCCCUCUACUGGGUUUGGUUCAUCGCGAAGAGGCUGCCAAUGUUGUCUUUCUAAUUUUCUCAUCUGCGUGUCCUUAGCGUUGUCAAGUUCCAAUUCUUCCGCUUGUGCCGGCAUUUCCUUCUCGAUAGAGUCGUAGUAUGUGGGUUUCUUUGCGACAAAUACCAGAAAUUUAGAUUCUAUUCUCCCAUCCGCAAUCAGUAAUCUUUCUUCAGUCAGAACAGCAAAGCAAGCGGUGCAAGUUGAUCACCCACGCUCAACGAUGAUGAGGUAAGGUGAGGUGCAAGAGGCCGAAGCCGUGUGUAAACGGCCGUAGCG